CCGAGUGAUUACUUCCGCUCCUCGCCGUCAUGUCCGCGGGGAAGGAGCCCGCGGACGCCGGUGGGAACGGCCUGUUGCGAGGCGGUCGGAGCAGCAAGUCUUACGGCAGCCUGGUCCGGUCCAAUGUGUCUCCGGUCCGACGGAGACCCAUCGAACAUUGCAUCCAGCCCGGCGAAACACUUCAAGGCCUCGCCCUCAAAUAUGGAGUCACUACCGAGCAAAUCAAGCGAGUCAACCGUCUGUAUACCAACGACUCCAUCUUCCAAAGGAAGUCCUUGUCCAUUCCUGUGCCGUCACGCUCGGAGGCUCACGAAGAGGAGGAUGACCAAGGUGAACGUUUGAACGAUGAGCUGUCCCGGGCUGAUAAGAGCCCGACGGCGAGCUCCUCCGGCAAAGAGUUGACGCCGACGGAUUUCUUAAGCCGAUUGGACGGCAUUAUCAGCGAGUCCAAGCGGGCGGCCGCCAGGAGAUGGCAGGAUGCGGAGAAGAGGCUGGCCGAUCUAGAGGCACUUUGCUCCAGCAGGAUGAACGAGCGUCCGGCGGCGCCGCCGCCGCCAUCGUCGGCCGCCGCCGCCGUGCCGCUCACCGCCACCAAGCUGACAAUGAAAUUGCGGGAGCGAGAGGACGACAUCUUUGAGCUGUGAAGCGACAACGCUAACAUAGUCUGACACUGAACCUGGGUAUGCUUUGAAAUAUAUUUUUAACACUAUUAGAUCCAUAUGUAGUAUGCGCCUCUAUGCGACGUGUCACAUGGAGGCAAGUCACAUGGUGGCGGUCACAUGAUGGCGAUCACGAGAGCGUGUGUGAAGCGGCCUCACAGGCCCUCCGUGCACAACAAUAGGCAAUAGUGUUCUCCGCUUAUUAACUUAUUCACCAAAAACUGAAGCUUUUUGAUACAGGGCACAUGAGUAUGACUAAUUCAUGUAAACAUGUUGAGAUGGAGGGAGGAGUGUGAUCAUUCUGUCUAUGUAGCUUUUGUAAAGUUUAAUAAACAGUUGAAGUAUAAAAAGUACACCGUGAGUCGUAGUUUGUUUGUGAGUCCAUCUAGUUGAAUAACAUUCAAAUAAAUUCAACUGCUCUGAGAUCUGAUCAUAUAAAUGACCUACACAUAAUGUAAAUCAUUAAAUAGACCGCUCACACAAGCAUUGAUGUCACCUUAUUGGCUUUAUUAUCAUCAUCAUCAUCAUUAUUAUUAAUAUUGGAUGUUUUUUUCCAAACUUCUGUAGCUUCAAUAUUAUUUUCCUCUUGCUGAUACAACAUCCUGACCGCUAGAUGGCAGCAUUGUAUCAGCAAUGUAUCUGCCGCUUCUUCCUCUUUCCACGGAAACAUGGAUCCUAAUUCAUAAGUUUUAAAACAGUGUGAACCACUUUGUUCUAGUCUGACCUGCUGUCAUAACGACACCUCAAAAAAAAAA
Molecule: messenger RNA, 1414 nt
Organism: Syngnathus acus (greater pipefish)
Lineage: Eukaryota; Metazoa; Chordata; Actinopteri; Syngnathiformes; Syngnathidae
Gene: lysmd1
Product: LysM, putative peptidoglycan-binding, domain containing 1
Exons: 3
Coding region: 30-644 (204 amino acids)
Source: RefSeq, a predicted model, not a curated record